Molecule: messenger RNA, 1209 nt
Organism: Phytophthora sojae
Lineage: Eukaryota; Oomycota; Peronosporomycetes; Peronosporales; Peronosporaceae
Exons: 2
Coding region: 1-1209 (402 amino acids)
Source: RefSeq, a predicted model, not a curated record
AUGGGGAACGCCGCCGGACGAGAACUGAGCCAGGCCGAGCGGGGCCGCAGGCCCAACGACAAGGAGAUGCUCGUGCUGUUCAAGAUGCAGCGCGCGCUGUUCCGCCGCCUCGUGGCGUCUCCGGAGCACCUGCAACUGCUGCAGCGAUACUGGACAGCGAGCUUCCGUCGCAGAGACCAAAUGCCGGGCUUCGUGCUGGUGAGCGACCUGUGGACGGAGGCGGGCUUCUCGGACCCGAAUCCGGCCGCCGACCUGAACCCCAUGGGCGAGUUAGGGCUGCAGUGCCUCGUGUUCUUCGUCGAGACGUACCCGGCCGAGACGGCCAUGAUGCGGCGCGGUCGGGGCGGUUAUCCGUUCGCCAAGGCCGCGGUGGCCAUCGUACGCUCCUUGAGCUUGACAACGCACCUGAUGGACACGAGCGGGAAUCCGGGGCCGUUCCCCGUCACGGACGAGCUCUUCUGGCAGCUCUUUGAGCGGGACGACGGCUUCUUCCAGCUCUUCGCGCUCGCCUUCUUGACGUUCGAGGAGCUUUUCUGCGAGGAAGUGGCGGUCAACCUCUGGAUGCGAGAUGCCGGCACUUGCUCCAUGACGGUCGUGGACAGACUGGUAGCUGCGGUCGAGCUGAAGCUGACGACGGAGCUGAAGAAGGCCCCGUUGAAGCUGGCGGACCUGCAGGAUCUCUGCAGCAACGGCCGACACGUCAUCCACAAGAAGGACGAGAGAAGCUCUGCCGGCCGCGGGGCUGGGCGAUCGUCCAGCAGCAGUGAGGCGAGCUCCGUCUCACGCUGGAGGCAACACCAAACGGCCGGCAGGAAGAGCAUGCGGCAGGUCGGCGAGAGCUGGGGCAAGGAGAACGAGAACAAGACGAAGCCAAAGAAGGAGGAGAAGGAGCCUCCGCAGAGCAAGGCGUAUCGGUUGAAGCCGCGCAUGCCCGAGAUCGAGCGCCCGCCCAGCGACAGUUCCCAAGCGAGUGGAGUUAGCAGCGACGCUGGGGCACAGCCGCCAGGACAUCGUCCAGCAGCUGAAGAGUGCGAAGACGCCGUCGACGAAGAGGACGACGACGAUGAACCGGACCAAGCAGCCUCCGAGCCGACUGAGGACUUGUUCGCCGGCCUCGUCACCAAGAACGCGACGUCCUUCGCCGACUCCAAGCACAGCGAGCGCGACAUCGAGCCCGAGACGCCGGCGCCGCUAGCAAGGAGCUGCUAG